GCGGAGUUGCCUCCCAACCUAUGGCCUUAUCUUGCUCAGCCUUGGUGCUAGGGGAUUCAGCUGCCUUUGCUGCCGCCCUCAGGACUCUCAUCAACAACCCACAGUUCAGUGAUGUGACAUUUCUGGUUGGCAGAGAGCAGAAGGAAGUCUUUGCCCAUCGCUGCCUCCUGUCCUCCCGCUGCCAGGCAUUCGGUGCAAUGCUGAGCCAUCCCCAGGAGAUACAGCAAGCCCCACUGACCCUGAGUCACGUACAACCAGAGGUGUUCCUUGCAGUCAUUGAGUACCUGUACACUAACAGUGUCACCCUCAACAACCUUAUUGCCCUGGAGGUGCUGACUUCAUCUAUGGAGUAUGGGCUGGAUGACCUCAGCAGGCUCUGUGUUGAAUUCAUCAAAGACACACUGAAUGUGGAACAAGCCUGUGAGGCUUUUCAGGCAGCAGUGGCAUAUGGGCAGGUAGAUUUGCAGACGCAUUGUCUCGCUUUCAUUGAGAACUGUACUCGGGAGGUGGUGCAAACACGCGGUUUCCUGGAGUUGUCAGAGCUGGCCAUGCAAACUAUCUUGCAAAGCAACAGCUUGGCCAUCGAUGAGGUGAAGCUGAUCCACGCUGUUCGAGAAUGGGCUCAUGUUGGAUCUGCUGUGCUGGGUAGGUCUGUGCGUAAUGUGGCGGGGGCAGUUGUGCCGGGGCUGCGCCUGGCUCUGCUGUCCCCAAGUGAGCUGACCACGCUGGAGGAGGAGAACAGAAAGGACCAGAUGAUUCCGGUAGAGAGUCUGGCCGAGGCCUGGAAGAUGCAUGCCCUAGGGAAGGGACGUGGUAUGCGGUCCUCCUGGUGCCGGCGUCGGCGUGGCACAUUGCCCCGGGAACAUCAUCGCCACCUGGACCCACAGCACAAGGGACAUGGUGCUCCCUGAAUGAGAAGGAAGCGGUACCCCUGUGCCCAGGCUGGGCAGCUUUGGUGUGACAACUGGGAACUGGCAGCUGCUGCUUGCUUGAGUGCUUCAUGGGCAUCCUGCCUGCAACCCGAGCUAUAGCCCAAUUGGCAGAAAGAACAGUGUGUGAGCAGGAAGAACAGGAUUUCCAUCAGAGCUAGCCAUGUCCCUUCCUGGCUGGGGCUGCAGCUAAUGCAUUGGAUUUAGACUCCUUGUCUUUGCUGGUGUUUCUUCCAACCCAUUCCUCUCCCUCGUGGCAGGUAGCUCUGUGCCAGCCUGGCCCACCUUGGUGGCCUCCUGGUGGGUUGGGCCACAGCUGUCAUCAUCCCCCAGCCAGCAAGGCAAGUGACUGCAGAUUUAUCACAAAAGGCCCAGGGCAGGAGGAAUGUGUUGAUUUGAGCAGAGAACAGUCUAUGGCUUUGAAGUGUCUGGGAUGGAUGAAAGACCUGGAAAUUGGAAGCUGGGGGGGGGGGGCAAGGGGUUCUCUUGCAUUGAUGCUACUGCUGAAGAGAAACAGGUGUGCCCUAGGGAAUCCUGGUGGCUGCCAUCAAACAGCUGCCACAGAAAGAGAGUUUCCUUAACACCUGAGCAGGUGUCUAUAUGCCCUAUUUACCCUACCAUGGCUGCGCAGUGGCGCUGCAUUGUUUAUAUGACACAGCCGCCGACUUGCAAUCACGAGAGGCUUCCCCCCCCCCAUCACUGAAACUGCACUUUUUGAAAGUGUGGAUUUACCAGGACUUUUUCCUUUGCUCCGAGGUCACCAGAUUGUUUUUAUGUGUGUCAGUGGUGGCCUCUGUUCGGGUUAUACACGUGGGUGUAGCUCUGGGCAGGCCAGGAACGCAGGGCAAGGGGUGGGCUGACAAGCUGAAUGGCUGCCGGCGCUGAAGAUUUUCUGGCCGGAUAGCCUGCACUCCCUCCUGCUGUCUAACCUUGUCAUUUCUGCCUCACUGCAGUGAUACUGCAGGGUUUUGAGGGAAUCGGAUAUCAACGCGAUGGUGCAUAGAUAGCCCACCUGGGAUGCACUGCCUGCUAGGUGGUCAACAUAUCUCUUGAAAACUGCCACUCCAAUCAUUUUUCUCACCAGCCUAUGUUUUCAGUGUCAUUUUGAUUCAGAGAGGUGUUUUUUUCUUUUGUACUUUAAACUGCCAUCCUUUCCUCAAUCUUUCACCAAGCUUCUUGAAAUUUUCAGGGUAUGUAAAACCAACAUUUCUUUCCGGCACAUGUAAAUUUCAGCAAGAUUGGUGAAAUAUUUUCCAUUUUAUGAACGUUAGAAUGACCCACCCCCCAAUUACUGCUUUAUAAUGGCGGAAUGUAGAAUCUACUCACUGCCUUUAACUCAGAUCACAGUGGCUACUAGUCAUGAUGGCGAUAAGCUACCAUCCGUAUCCGAGACAGUAUGCCUCUCUAUACCAAUUGCUGGGGAAUACCAGCAGUACUACCUGUGGGCUUCCUGCAUGCAGCUGGAUGGCCACUGUUUGAAGAGAAUGCUAGACUAGGUAGGCCUUUGGUCUGAUCCAGCAUAGCUCUUCUUAGGCUCUUGCCAGGGGAUCAAACUGCAAAAGCUCAGAAUACUACUUGUACAGGUUUGUCAGUCUAUGUCAAAGCACAAGAGCUAGGAGUUACCUGGGCGGGAGG
Messenger RNA from Elgaria multicarinata webbii, 2564 nucleotides. It is a transcript of the gene BTBD19, whose product is annotated as BTB domain containing 19. Gene Ontology annotation, molecular function: protein binding. NCBI's taxonomy places the organism in Eukaryota, Metazoa, Chordata, Lepidosauria, Squamata, Anguidae. The record is from RefSeq and is a predicted model, not a curated record. The coding region runs from base 21 to 911 and encodes 296 amino acids. The transcript has 8 exons.